CCGCAGACUCCGCGCACAACUCUGCCUGCGAGCGCGCUGGGUGCCGUUGGAGUCGGGCAUGGCCCGGAUCCCGGCGGCGCUGCUGCUGGUGCCUCUGCUACUCCUGCCGCUGGCGACCCCUGCCCAGGUCUACCAGGACUAUCAGUACUUCGGCCAGCAGGGCGAAGGUGACACCUGGGAGCAGCUGAGGCUGCAGCACCUAAAGGAAGUCGAGGACUCAAUCCUUGGCCCGUGGGGAAAGUGGCGGUGUCUCUGCGACCUGGGCAAGCAGGAGCGCAGCCGCGAGGUAGUCGGCACAGCGCCAGGCCCAGUUUUCAUGGACCCGGAGAACCUGAUCCAGUUAGGACCCUGCCGGCAACGGGAUUGUCCAUCUUGCAAGCCCUUCGACUGCGACUGGAGGCUCUGAGCCCGAGCGGGGCCCCAGAGACCGUGAAGCAGAGCUUGCAAAGUGACCCGGUCCACCGAAUUCCCCACGCUGAGUAUUCGGCCACAGUCCUUCGGGACUACAAUUCCCAG
This is a messenger RNA of Chlorocebus sabaeus (green monkey), 516 nucleotides long. It is a transcript of the gene THSD8, whose product is annotated as thrombospondin type 1 domain containing 8. Lineage: Eukaryota; Metazoa; Chordata; Mammalia; Primates; Cercopithecidae. The record is from RefSeq and is a predicted model, not a curated record.